UAUUCUUAGAAUAAGGAGCAACUACAUAGCAACGCUGACAUAUGCGUGCUCACUUGAACGUAGUUUAAAAUUAUAAUAGCCAUAAAUUCUCCUGGAAACAUCAUUGAGCCGGCGACUACCUAACCAAACAAACAACAAAUUGAGGUGAACUCAGUCAGCCGGCACGCGGCAACACGAUCGCGCGUAUAAUCUGUGGCAAUUUAAAAAACAUUCUCCAACAUUGUUUUUUAAAAGAAAGCAACAUCAAACUAACAAGGUUUUAUAUCAUCUACAAGAAAUACUAAAAUUAUUUUCCUGAAACAUGGGCAGAGUAAGAGUAGCUGAGGCCCAGCGGUUCAUGUCAGACUGCCUGAAGGCUGUCGGCACCGCGAGCAAGGCAGCUGACCUGCAAGCUGCGUUACUCAUCCAGGCUGAUAAGUUUGGACACCCUAGUCAUGGUCUUAACAGAUUAGAAAUGUAUGUCAACGAUAUUUUAAGUGGGGCCUGCAAGCCUAACAACCAGCCAAAGAUUCUGAAGGAAUCCCAGUCGACAGCGUGGGUCGAUGCCAACAACGUGCUCGGUGCUACUGCCAGCCAGUUCGCCAUGGACAUAGCCAUCAAAAAGGCCCAAGAGACCGGUGUAGGAUGGGUGUCUGUGAAAGGUUCAAAUCACAAUGGCAUGGCUGGUUUCUGGUCCCAAAUGGCAGCAGAUAAAGGUCUAAUUGGAAUGGCUUUCACCAACACUUCACCAUUAUUAGCCCCAGCUAGGAGUAAACAAGCAGCUUUAGGCACCAACCCUCUAUCAGUAGUUGCACCAGCCUCAAAGGGAGAGUCCUUCUACCUGGACAUGGCUACGACUGCAGUCGCCGUGGGCAAGAUUGAAAUGCAACUUCGUAAAGGAGAACCGAUACCCCACGGCUGGGCACAAGGACCUGAUGGGAAUGAAACUACGAAUGCUCAAGUGGCCUUUGAUACGAAGUGCCUCAUGCCCUUGGGUGGUAAUGAAACGACAUCUGGCUACAAAGGGUAUGGGCUAGCAGCUAUGGUGGAGCUGUUCUGUGGAAUAUUGUCAGGUGCUAACUACGGGCACCAUGUGCGAUCAUGGUCCCACGCGGGCGACGGUGGGCCAGCCAACUUGGGACACUGCUUCGUAGCUGUCGAUCCUGAACGGUUCGCGCCUGGCUUCGGAGACCGUCUAGCUGACUGCAUACAACAUUGGCGACAGUUGGAACCAACUGAUCCUAAUCUGGCCGUGAUGGCACCAGGUGACAAGGAGAAGAAGGCGGCAGCGGAAGCGGAAGCCAGUGGGACAGUGUCAUACGUUCAACAACAGAUCGAGUCCAGCGCAGCGCUUGCGGAGAAACUUAAAGUUAAACCAAUGGAAGUUGAAGUUGUUUGUCAAUAGUAGGUGUGAAAUGAGGGCUACCGUUUGUACCUAUUGCUCGACAGAUGGUACUAGUAUACAAUGUGUUGGGUUAAACAACGGGCAUACCUAUUGAAGGAACUGAUUUUUGGUGCUUUUUAUAUGGGACCAACAUCCAAACGUCAAAAAUUUUAUUUCCUUACAAUACACAUUGCAACAGCUGAUUGAUCAUUUUGCAUGGAGAAGUAAA
Messenger RNA from Spodoptera exigua (beet armyworm), 1592 nucleotides. NCBI's taxonomy places the organism in Eukaryota, Metazoa, Arthropoda, Insecta, Lepidoptera, Noctuidae. The record is from the annotation of a GenBank genome assembly.